GCAGGGACAGACCAAAGGGCGGGGUGUGAGUCAGGUGCUGCGGACGGGAGCCCCCGGGCGGCGAUUCCCUCCCGAGCAGCCGCGGCUUCCGAGCAGAGCCGCAGCCACCUAGAGACUCACCCCGGCGGCAGCAGAGAGAUCCCUGUUCUCUCCUGAGCCAGCGAUAGGGGGCAGCUCGCGGCGGACUACAUCUCCCGGGAGGCACCGCGGCUGAGGCCCCCGUGUGCGCUGCGGCGCCGCCUGUGUGUGCGCGAGGUGCAGGCGGCAGCGCGGGCAGUCCGCGGGGGCCUCAGCGGGAAAGAUGGACGACGAGGAGGAGACGUACCGGCUGUGGAAAAUCCGCAAGACCAUCAUGCAGCUGUGCCACGACCGCGGGUACCUGGUGACCCAGGACGAGCUGGACCAGACGCUGGAGGAGUUCAAGGCGCAGUUUGGGGACAAGCCCAGCGAGGGCCGCCCCCGUCGCACCGACCUGACCGUGCUGGUGGCUCACAACGACGAUCCCACCGACCAGAUGUUCGUGUUCUUCCCCGAGGAGCCCAAGGUGGGGAUCAAGACGAUCAAGAUGUACUGCCAGCGCAUGCAGGAGGAGAACAUCACCCGGGCACUGAUCGUGGUGCAGCAGGGAAUGACCCCCUCGGCCAAGCAGUCCCUGGUUGACAUGGCUCCCAAAUACAUCCUGGAGCAGUUCCUGCAGCAGGAGCUUCUCAUCAACAUCACAGAGCAUGAGCUGGUGCCAGAGCACGUGGUGAUGACAAAGGAGGAAGUAACAGAGCUGCUAGCCCGAUACAAACUGAGGGAGAACCAGCUCCCCAGGAUCCAGGCUGGGGACCCUGUGGCUCGGUACUUCGGGAUAAAGCGUGGCCAGGUAGUGAAGAUCAUCAGGCCCAGUGAGACAGCGGGCAGGUACAUCACCUACAGACUGGUGCAGUGACACAGUGGGUGUGAGGAGCUGGGUGGCUCAGUGCACAGGCACUCAGAGAUUCCUGCACUUCAGAGAUGGCCAAGGAAAUCCUCUUCCCAUGUUGCCUCUCUGCAGCCCUGUCCCUGGGCCUCAUUUCCUGUCUUCCAGCUUGGACUUUGUGCUGACCCCUCAGUCCCAUCCAGGACUCAGCCAUGGAUACCUGAAGCAAUUGGAGGAAAUGAGUGGCAAAGGUUUUUGCUCCCCUGUUUUAUGGGCUCUUGUUUGAAAUAAAGGUUUGUACCCUCA
This is a messenger RNA of Oenanthe melanoleuca, 1210 nucleotides long. RefSeq names its product RNA polymerase II, I and III subunit E (gene POLR2E). Gene Ontology annotation, cellular component: RNA polymerase II, core complex; RNA polymerase I complex; RNA polymerase III complex. The record is from RefSeq and is a predicted model, not a curated record. NCBI's taxonomy places the organism in Eukaryota, Metazoa, Chordata, Aves, Passeriformes, Muscicapidae. The coding region runs from base 302 to 934 and encodes 210 amino acids. Gene Ontology annotation, molecular function: DNA binding; DNA-directed RNA polymerase activity. The transcript is spliced from 8 exons. Gene Ontology annotation, biological process: DNA-templated transcription.